Messenger RNA from Cyphellophora europaea CBS 101466, 1041 nucleotides. RefSeq lists its product as uncharacterized. Bases 1 to 1041 code for a protein of 346 amino acids. The record is from RefSeq and is a predicted model, not a curated record. NCBI's taxonomy places the organism in Eukaryota, Fungi, Ascomycota, Eurotiomycetes, Chaetothyriales, Cyphellophoraceae. The transcript is spliced from 3 exons. Gene Ontology annotation, molecular function: dioxygenase activity.
AUGGAGUCCUCCAGCGCUGCGAAAUUUGGCCAAUGCGAUAAUCCUGAGAUCAUCGAUCUCCCUAUCAUUGAUAUCACUGAGCUCGACUACAAGACAGGCAAGAAAGUAUUAGAUGCAUUUGUGACCUACGGGUUCCUCUAUCUCUCCACUGGCUCCACUCCUUUCACCAGCAGUCUCCUGCAGCGUACUUUCAAUGUCUCUGCAUCUUUAUUCGCCCUUCCAUCCGACACGAAACGGAACUUCUGGAUCGAGAGUGCCACUAACCGCGGCUACACCGGCGAACGCAACGAGAUCUUGGACCCUGCGCAUCAAAGUGCCGGCGACCUCAAGGAGGCCUGGAACUUUGGUGAAUUCAACGUAAAUGGCAGAUUACAGCAGGGGCUACCCGCAGAGGUCGCGGAGAGGGGAGCUGAGAGGGAGCUGAAGGAAUUUGAGGACGCUUGCAGGGCAACAUGUGAGCGGGUGCUAGAGUUGUUGGCGCUGGCACUCGAGGUUGAGGACAAGUCAUGGUUCAGUAAAAGGCAUGGCCGACCGAGUGGGAGUAUUGUGCGGUUGCUGCGGUAUCCGGCGCAAAAGCAAAGUGAUGAGAAAGCAGACGUUGGGGCGGGAGCGCAUAGCGACUACGGCAGCCUGACCCUGUUGUUUCAACGGCAAGGACAGAGAGGCUUGGAGGUAAGGGAUAACGAAGGCGCCUGGAAGGGUGUGGAAGUUGUCCCCAAAGGAUGCAGCGGCGAUGUGCCGCCCAUCGUCGUAAACAUUGGGGAUCUGCUAAGCUACUGGACCAACGGCUUGCUCAAAAGCACGGUUCACAGGGUGAUCCUGCCAAAGAGUGCGGAGGAGGAUCGGUACAGCAUCGUAUAUUUCUGCCAUCCGAAGGAUGAUGAGGGUCUCGUCGCCGUGCCAAGCCAUGUGGUGAGGGAUAGGGGCGACAUGAAUGAGGAUGAGACUGUGGGAUACGGUGGUGGAAGCCAGGGGAAGGCUCUGACGGCCAAGGAGCACCUGAUGAGGAGACUGGAGGCCACGUAUGGCACUAGAAAGUAG